This is a messenger RNA of Lactuca virosa, 461 nucleotides long. NCBI's taxonomy places the organism in Eukaryota, Viridiplantae, Streptophyta, Magnoliopsida, Asterales, Asteraceae. The record is from the annotation of a GenBank genome assembly.
AUGAUUCUUUUCAAAUACAACAAACAAACAUGCAUGCUACACCAAGUCCGAGAUCUAAUUAUGUUGAUCAGUCUGUUGAUUCAUCUCAAAAGAUUUACAAGUCCUGAAGCUAUUCGAGCGGUCACUUCUACAUUGAAGACGAUGUUUAAUGGACCACGGAGCUCAUGGAGGAAUGUUGACUUGAUUAACCGUGAGGCACUGUGGCAGCACUUAGUCAUUGUGGAUCGAAUCCGUGGCGAGAUGAAUGGAGAACUUAAGUCGGAACAUGAAGAAAUGAAGCAAAAGUUUUUUGCCGAACAUGCAGAAAUUGAGGAACAGAAACAAGAAAUUGCAAAGAUGUAUAACGAAAUACUAAAGCUCGCCCAAGGAAAUAGCUCUAAUUAGACGUUGGCACUUUUGACUUUUUGUGACUUGGUCUGGAUACUUUGAAAUCGAGUAUGUAUAUUCCGUUUGGUAGUCGA